This is a messenger RNA of Wyeomyia smithii (pitcher-plant mosquito), 7402 nucleotides long. It is a transcript of the gene cdc14, whose product is annotated as tyrosine-protein phosphatase cdc-14. NCBI's taxonomy places the organism in Eukaryota, Metazoa, Arthropoda, Insecta, Diptera, Culicidae. The transcript has 7 exons. The record is from RefSeq and is a predicted model, not a curated record. Gene Ontology annotation, biological process: protein dephosphorylation; positive regulation of cytokinesis; microtubule cytoskeleton organization. Gene Ontology annotation, cellular component: centrosome; mitotic spindle; kinociliary basal body. Gene Ontology annotation, molecular function: protein serine/threonine phosphatase activity; protein tyrosine/serine/threonine phosphatase activity. The coding region runs from base 1340 to 4738 and encodes 1132 amino acids.
UGCGAUUGUGUGCAGCAGCGCUCGCAUCGCACUCGGCAUUUACGUGCGAUUGUCGGUGGACUUGCUUUAGCCAAAGCAGCCGCCGCAGCAAAUCGCAUAAAGAGACAACGGUUUUGAAUUUAGAUGGAUACGGGUUUUGUGGAAGCGAACUGAAAAUUGAAAACUUGAUUCAUCCAUCGUUCGAGAGUCCACCGGCUACGACAGUGCUAAAAUCGAAGGGACGCUUUUUGUGGUUCGAUAAUUAUGUAUUUUGAACAGACUGCUGGGAGUGAAACGAAAAAAAGUCGAGUGAUUAGAAUUUAAACAGCCGUGAAAAUGGAUGAAUAUGUUUCGAAACGCUAGAGGAGAGUGAGAGUGCAAACCCCGUGGAAGAAAAUUUAUGUUUGCUGGCAAAAAAAGAAGGCCGAUAGUGCUACAGAGCGCAUGAAAAUAAACUAGUCUGGUGCGUCGUAUUUUGAAGUUCAAUGUUUUGCGGGUACUACCCCCCCAAUAGGAAUUUAAACUUCAGGUGUUUCUAAUUUGAAAAGUGUAAUGUUAUUGUUACGCACGGAAAAUAAAAAUUCCAUUCAUUGGGGCGCCGUCUGGUGGGUCUGGCAAGUGCAUUACCGUCUAGUUUGAGGGUCGAGUGCUAAGGAUUACCCACAAAACCUGGCUGGCUAAUGAGAUUUUUUGUAAACGUGGCGGCGGUGGACACAACAUUUGGAAGUGGUGGCUUUUUUGCAGUUGUGUAGGCGUCAGAACGUAGAAACUUUUUGAAGAAAGAAAUAUACACAAAGCAUCAGUUACAGUGCUUGAGGAGGAGCAGAGGAAACGGAAGGAAUACAGAUCGCGAGAACACGGUUAACGAGAUGCAACAACCACGUAACGUGAGGAAAAAAAGAAAAGACCUACGAUGAUGGGAAACCAGUUCUGUGGCAGGGGAUUACAUCGACUCGAGUAGGAAAACUAACGCCAUCACAAAUACGUCGCGUGUUUCCAUCAGGUGCUCCUCCCUGCGUCCUAGAAGGCGUGGAAACUCCAACCUAAUCUACACCCCAGCAGAGUAAAACAACAAGAACUAAAUAAAAACCCUUUUGUGGUGCGAGAGUCGGACGUGAACGUAACGUAACAGCACACACCGGUGAAAGGUCAACUUCGACCAGAAAUAACAUUGGCCUACUAAAUUCGAAAUACACCUUGCCACCCAUCAUCAUCAUCACACUUGUGCACGCUACUGGAGGCAACUAUUGUGCCACACCGGUGCACAGAAACGGAAACGCAGUGAGAAACUGUUUUGUUGCGGUCAGUGCGAGUUGAUAGCCGUCGUCGCAGUAGCGGUGGUAAAGCAGCAGUAGUCCGCAUGUUCGGUCAAAGGAGCGAAAGGAUGGAUCUAAACAACGAGAACAUUCAGUCGGCCUCGGAAAUUGUAGAGAAUCGCCUGUACUUCGUGGCAUUCAAGAAAGAGUUCAAGCCACGCGGGACCUCCAACACGCACUACUUCACCAUCGACGAUGAGCUGGUAUACGAGAACUUUUACAACGAUUUCGGGCCACUGAACAUCUGUAUGCUCUACCGGUACUGUCAGCUGCUGAAUGAGAAGCUUCGGUCGGCGCAGCACGCCCGGAAGAAGAUCGUCCACUACACCUCGGUGGACGCUUCGAAGCGUCUGAAUGCGGCCUACCUAAUUGGGGCCUACUCGGUGAUCUAUCUGAAACGAACCCCGGACGAGGCAUUGAAGCCACUAACCUCCGGCUGCAAUGUGCUGACGUACACCAAAUUUUGCGACGCUUCGUACGUCUAUUCCGGAUACCGGAUAUCGCUGUACGACUGCAUCCACGCGGUAGCCAAAGCCCUGGAGGCGGGGUUUUUCAACUUUGACGAUUUCGACUCGCAACAGUACGAACACUACGAACGGGUCGAAAAUGGUGACUUUAACUGGAUCGUACCGGAUAAAUUUUUAGCUUUCUGUGGCCCCCACAGUAAGUCCCGGCUGGACAAUGGAUAUCCGAUUCAUGCUCCGGAAACAUACUUUGAGUACUUUCGGGAGCACAACGUUACCACAAUAAUUCGGUUGAAUGUGAAAAUCUACGACGCAGCUCGAUUCACCGUUGCUGGCUUCACACAUCACGAUUUGUUUUUUGUUGACGGAAGCACGCCGAAUGAUGCGAUUCUGAAGAAGUUUCUUGCAAUCUGUGAACAAGCGGAUGGAGGCAUUGCGGUGCAUUGUAAAGCUGGUCUGGGUCGCACGGGAACUCUCAUCGGAGCGUACCUCAUUAAGCAUUACAAUUUCAAUGCUCUAGAGGCCAUAGCUUGGUUACGACUGUGUCGGCCCGGCUCGGUUAUCGGUCAUCAGCAGCAGUGGAUGCUCAGCAAAGAGGCAUUGCUAAUGAACGAAGGGAAUGCAUAUCGUAAGCGACAUGCCAUUGUGAAACCAAUCAAACAUCAGUACGGAAUUUACAGCGUGAAACAGCACGCUGGUAACAAGGAGCUUGAAAAUCAACAGCAGCAGCAGCAACAGAACAAUUCCACAACCGCGGUUCGAAAUUGUUUAGCGAAUUCCGACUCCUCGUCCUCAUCGUCAGCCUCAUCUUCUGCGGCAGUCACACCGGUAGCCACCAGUAAGGUAACUCCGGAUGGACCCACUAGUUGCCGCGUGCAAAUGUUGCUUAAGGAGCGCGUUAAGGGAAUUUCUCAUAAAGUUGAUACUAUGCGAUUGAAUGAUGAAGACGAGCAGCAGACUAAUAAACUGAACAACAAUUUUGACGGUGGAACAGAAUCCAUCUUAUCCUUGGACGUUGUUGAUGGGAUAAGGGAAAGGCAGCCCUCGAACCAGCUCAGUGUCGACAGGAAGUGUGCAACUAUCCCGGCUACCCGACGGUCCAAAGCAGUUCGGACGAGCCGAUUGAUUACCCUCGAACAGUCACAGCAAACGCAGGGCGACAAAUUAAACCAGAUUAAGGCGAUGCGAAGGAGACCAUCGCGGUCGGCAAAUGUCAUAACGCAAUGUCAUGACGAACCGACGCCCACUACCAAUCGGUUCAAUCUGAACCAACUACAGCAACAUUACAACCAUCAUCAUCACCACCAUCAUUGUCACAAUCACCAUCAUCACACACGUGCUAAAUCUCAACCAUUCCGCAAUACUACCGCUAUUAAUCCGAACAACAAUGCCAACAACAACAACAACAAUGUCAUCACCAACAUCAUCAACAACAACAGUGAGCGUAUCGUCGCUACUGCUGCUGGUGCUGCUGUAACCAGUGUUGCCAGUGUGCAAACCAAUAAUCUCUUGAAUCAAAUCGCCUCCAACUGCGUUCGUCAUUCGUCAUGUACGGUCUCGGAUGCAGCAACGGUGGUGCCAUCAAAACAGCAACGGCAAUCUUCCGGAAAGAAAGUGCCACUAGCGGUAGAUUCGUCCGACGAAGUUCCUGCCUCGGUUGCUACCCGUCUUCGGACGGAAGCGCCAUUGGAAACGGUGACAAGCAGCACUAACGCCGCUGUUCUUCGGGCAGAUGAGUCGCACUCUGCGACACAACUGAUUGAAGAGACCGGAGAGGAGCCGAUAACAACAACAGUUAGCAGUAGCAACAUCACUAGUACUAGCAAUACUAACAACGGUGGCGAUACGACAGCAAAAUUCAAUACUACUUCGCAAGCACCCAAAAGCACCACAGUAGCAGCGGCGGUGAGCACCGGCAGUGGAACGGGAGGAGGAGGAUGCUAUGCGACAACCAACCUGUUGGUGCCGUGUUCGGGCCGGCAGAACAAUCGUCUGUACAGUAAGAGGUCUGUAACCGCCAACCAGCAGAUACAGCAGCAGAGGAACAAGAAAAACUCCCAAACCAUGGCAGAGGUGAUCCUCACAACCCAACCCGGUUCCGGUACCGGAACGAACACGACGACAUCGACAGCCACCUCGACUAACCCCACCGUCAUCAAAUUAACAGUUAAGGACGAGGUAAAACCGCGGGCGUCGGUUCGAACGGGGCGAAACAACAGCCUGGAAAGCUACCACCAUCACUAUCAGUAUAUUAACAUACCAAACAUCAUCACGUACAAAAGGGGUCGUUCGAAGAUACCAGCUUCGGCUCGGUUGAGAUCCAGCAUGACAGUGGACGGUGCCUCCACUGGAGCCGGUAAGAAGGACGAUCCUGAUUCCGCAACCAUUCAGUUGAUACUCAAUAAACCUGUGACGCGACGGACUCGAAACUCGGGUGGAGGAACGGCACCACCGCAGCUGGUCGGUACGGCGUCUCCCGCGAAUCCGGUUACCGUUGUUACGGCGGUUGAUGAGCUAAACGGCAAUGGAGCUUCACCCACAACAAUUGCACUAAGCGGAGAAGAUCGGAAGAACAAUAACGGUGACAUCAACCUGGAAUUGACGUGCCUGGCCGGCAACAGUAGCAUCAUUAAGCGUAACAAACGAUCUCGCAGCAGUACAAAGAUAGAGAAAGAGAAGCAGGACGAAAAGGGUAGCAAGGUGCUGCGUAAAAAUGGUGGAACAGGUUCGGGAGGAACUACCGCCAGCGGCAUUCCGGUGGCGACAGGUGCAAAAGUGACAUCCGAAUCCUCCAAGGGAGCUAGUACCGAGAGUAUCACAUCGGCAGCCAGCACACCCACGGCCAGCCUCACACGAAACACCUCCAGCAGUAGCUCAUUGAACCGGAAGGCGGGUGGGGCGGUUGGAACAAAAAUUCCUUCCGGCGUACAACAGGAAAGCUUCUCUGCCACCGGUUCGCUUAAGGUGCGCAAAAAGUGAAAACCCUAUUAAGGGUGGGGUCGAACUUUUCGACGCACGAUAAUAGCAUUUUUGUUUGUUCUCACACUGAUCUUAGAUUAGUGACAGUAUUUUUAUAGGGGGGAGGGGGGGGGGGGGGGGUGGAAGACGCCGUUGUUGUCGUUACUAUGCGAGGGGCUAAGGGAAAAGUGCAGAAUUGAGUUCUGUGAUGUGUAACACCGUUUGUAUUGUAUUUUUUUAUUUUUUUUUCUGUUUAUUGCUUUGACAUAUUUUUGGUCAACAAAAAUAUUUAACUAUCGCAGUGCGAUUUUAUUUUAUGUACUAAAUUGUUACUAACUAUAGGCCGAUCGGCCACGCAAUAUAUUGAACUAUAAGGUUUAUUUCCUAGCAUUAGUCAGAGCUUUAAACACGUUAUUCUAUUAUUUCUUUGCUUAGAAAGUGAAACCUUUGCCGGUGCAGAAAACAUAACCAGUUUCUUUUUAUGAUGUUCGGCUUCAAAAAAAAACUCAUUUCCGAGCGUUUCGUCUAUGCCGACUUGAGCCAAUAUUCCUAGAUUAACUGUUCACAGUUUCGACGGAUGGUCUCCUGCCAUAAUAUUAUUUAACGAAAAACACAGAUGAUUGUCAUUUUUUUGCCAAAUUAGGAAAAGAGUUUGUAGAAUCGAGUGCUCGCAAUAGACGGUUAAUUGUAAAUACAAAUUAAAGCAGAAAUGUUGCUUGAAACAAAAGCUUAGAUUUCAGAGUACAAAGUUGAAUCUGCGCCACCAAUAGCUAAAUACUGUGCGAGUCAUAACAAACAUUGACACUGUUACUCGUGAACUCGUUCCCGAUGAUAGAUGCGACUUCAAUUAAACAUACAAUUAAAAUGAAUCGCAACCGCAAUCGCUUUUCUAGAAAGCUUAAAGAGGGAUUUUAAGUUCAAGUUGUAGGGUUUUGCCAACUGGGGAGACAAGUUUGUGUGAAAUCCCUCUAAAGCAAACAGUCUUUGCAAUCCGUCCAAAAUCUAGUCGCUGGAUUUUGUAGGGUUUAAUCGAUAACCACGACCUAAUGAACACAGUAGCGGAUGCUUGUUUGUGUUUUUGAUAAAUUUAUUUAGAUUUCAAUUAGAAAUGAAAUACAUAAAAAAAUGAUCCAUUCCAAAAACGUUUUUGGGUAUUAAAAUGUUGCCUUGAAUGGCAAGGCAAAUAACAGUCUCGAUUAUAAACUUUGCUGUGUACGUCCAACAAAGUUUCAAAUUUUGAUAAAUUUACGUCGCAGUGCGAUCCAUUAGAAAUAUUCACAUCUCACUAAAGGACUGUCAAAAGUCUGUGCGAUCAUUUCCGACUGUUAGGAUAGCAAGAUCGCUGAUUUAGGUUGGGAAGUUUGUUGGCAGAGAACUUGCAAUUAGUGUUAAAACAAGUUGCUGUUUUUUGUUUGUUUGUUGUGCGAAUUAUAAUCCAAAUUUAUUUUAAGUUUUGCUCUUAGUUACGUUGUGCCAUCUUGGAGGAAUGCUGAAAUUUUAACAAAAUCUGACAAUAUAUGAUGCAGUGUAACAUGAUGGUACAGCUCUAGGCUCUAAAAGUGUGCUUUUUGGUGUUUUUUCCUUUUGUUAAGACACGUGUUUAAAUAAUCUUUUUUCGUACUAAGAUUUUACUGUUAGCAAUAAGUUCUACACGUUGUUUUCCUCUUCCAAAACUAUCAUAGCAAUUUUUGUUUUAUUUUAUUAUUAGCUUUCGGUUAUGUUACGAUUAAUGUUCAUCUCCUGUACUGUAGAGCGUCACUUAGAGAAAAUCGUGCGCAGCACGAAUCGCGAUAACCAAAAAAGUCAGUAUUCACCAAGUCUCGAAAAGCAAACAUAUAAACACGUAAUCUCUAAACAAGUAUAAAUUUCUGGCCUCAGCCGUUUUUUGUGGUGCGAUAUUAAAUAUGUAUAACAAACAGAAGAACCGUAAUUGCUUAUGUACAACGUACUUACUCUUGGAAACAGAAUAUAAACUCAAUGUAUUUGAAAUGUAACAAUCACAUUUGAAGCCGUGUAGUGAGAUUGUUGUUGUUUUAUAGGUCCUCUAAAUCAGAUGCCUAUCUACAAAGUAAGUGAAAAUUAUAUAUACUACAAAUCGCCAUAUUAUAAAAUCACACCGUGAGAAAGUUGUCUUACAAAGCGUAUAUAACAAAACAAAAACAUAAAAAUGAGAAAUAUAGUAUUUAACAUCACUAAUGCUGUGCAGACAGUGAACGAUUACAGCGUAUCAUCGUUUCAACCGAACCUUGCAAUAAGAAUAGCACUUCGUGUCACAUUCACGCAAAACAGAGAAAUCAUGCAAAACAGGAAAAAAUAAUAAAACAAAGGUAACACAACACAAAGCACUCAAGAAACAAAAAAAAAGAAUCGCACCCACAGACACAAAAACAACAAUAUCAAUAGACUAUUAGUAAACUGGUAGUGAUGUACUAAAAAUAAGGCUUAUUGAGUAUAACAGAUAAAAAGAGAAAAUUUCUAAAUUAAUACGUAUAUGUAUGUAACAAAACUAAAACAGAAAACACACACGACACAUGCACACAAAACAUAAAAGUGAUAAACACACUAUUUCGAUGCUUUUGAGAUGAUGUCUGCAAGAUAAAGAGAGAGAGAGAGAGAGCGAGUAUCAAAUUAAGAACGAAUAUGAUGAAAUGAGUACAGAAAAAUGCAAUCAACCAUACAAUUCAA